Molecule: messenger RNA, 1601 nt
Organism: Lentinula edodes (shiitake mushroom)
Lineage: Eukaryota; Fungi; Basidiomycota; Agaricomycetes; Agaricales; Omphalotaceae
Exons: 4
Coding region: 14-1468 (484 amino acids)
Source: RefSeq, a predicted model, not a curated record
GAUUUAGAAUUUGAUGGCUUUAAGUGAUAAACCACCACCACCACAACCAUCACAAUCAAAUGCCGCUCCUCAGCCACUGGUCCAGCGAGCCGGGGCUUUACCUUCCUACUAUCCUACUCAAACGCCAAAUAACGCCGCAGCAGGACCUAGUGCCUUGCCCAACCAGUAUGCCCCUAAUCCCGCUUGGAAGAAUGGCUGGACAAUGGCUGCCUAUCCUUAUACUUCCUCGCAAACUAUAACACCUUAUCCACAGCAGCAAUACCUGUAUGCGCAUCCAAAAGCUGGGUUGGCUGCCUCUACCACUCCAGGGAUUACAGCAGCUACUACCGCAGCCCUCAAUUUUGCUUCGAGCGUAACUAAACCCCCGAGCCCAAUACCUUCGCCGCCAGAACCAUGUAAAAAUUGGGACUAUGCUCUCAAAUCAUUCAUGGAGAGUGUUGGACUGACUCAAGCACUGCGAGGCUUCGAGCGUGAUAUGCUCGUAUUGAAUUCCGACUGGGAAAAUCAGAAGGUACCUGGCGCAUUGCAGGAACUCGCAAAUAACAUACAGAAAAUCCAACAAGGACAGCUGGAGGAACGGUCUCUUGAGGAUCGUAAAAUCGACCAUGUUCGUCUUUCGAAUGGUUCUGAACCCAAGACCCCAACUUCUCUCACAAAAUCGAUCUCAACGUUUUUGGCCCAGAAACGCGCCAAUAACGAAGCGUCAAAUCGUGCAGAAUUUCUACGGUCACUCGCAAAUCUGCGACCUCAAGACGAGGCUUCCUCAGAUGCCUCGAAUAUGGAGUCACCCUCAUCUUGCGCCCGCACCGAUGCAAAGGCUAUAGACCGAAACGCCCAGAUUAAGUACGAUAUCGUCAAAAACGAAGAUGGACCUCUCCGUCGCACGAUGCGGAGUCGUGACGUUUCUGGAUCUACAACUACCACUGUGCUUCCCUCGACUUCCACGUACAAAGGUAAAGCAAAAGCGACAGCGUUCAAAAAUGAAAAAGCAGAGGCUACAGUUGUGAAAGACCUUUCUUCGGAACGUCAUCCAGGCCUCGACGACCGUCUCAUCAAUAUCGAAAAUCAUCUUGCCAUCCGAUAUGUACCUUAUGCUCCGCAGAGCUUAUUAGACCGGCUUCGCUUCCUUGAAGAACACAUCAUCAAGUUAGAGAAAGACUAUCCACCCUGGGCUGCUAUUCAUUUCAACCAACCUAGUCGAAAUGUUGGUUCCAGUGAAUUUUCAUCGCCUGUUAACCUGCUAACACUUUGUCAGUGGCCGCCACCACCAAAACAGACGCCAAUUAUAGUACCUACCAGUAUGAGUCGGCAACCAAAAUUGGAUGCUUCGUCGUACUUAGCUCCUAUCGCUGGCGCUGCAUCCUAUGCUGGUGGCCUUACAAGAGCCAAAAACUCAAGUCUUCACCGGGCUGUGAUGGAAAAGCUCGAGGUGCAUAAUGCCAAACUAGAUCUGACUGGAGGUCGUUAGCUAAGUGUCGAGGAACAUCUCCUCACUUUGUAUUGGUACAUAGUCUACUAAUUCGUUACAUAUUUCCUCUUUACAAUUAGUGUAUACUUAUGUCUGUCACCGUUUCUAACAUGGACGAACUUCUUAAAGGUAC